This is a messenger RNA of Prosopis cineraria, 723 nucleotides long. RefSeq names its product prefoldin subunit 1-like. The coding region runs from base 108 to 494 and encodes 128 amino acids. The transcript is spliced from 6 exons. Gene Ontology annotation, biological process: protein folding. Lineage: Eukaryota; Viridiplantae; Streptophyta; Magnoliopsida; Fabales; Fabaceae. Gene Ontology annotation, molecular function: protein folding chaperone. Gene Ontology annotation, cellular component: cytoplasm; prefoldin complex. The record is from RefSeq and is a predicted model, not a curated record.
AAAUGACUCUGCCUUGUAAAUAUGAGUGGAGGGAGAGAUUUGACCUAGAAAUUCCUCCAUUAAACCUGAAGUGGUGAAUUUUCUGCCUGGGUUCCGAAGAGUCGAAAAUGGCCGACGAAGGCAAUAGAACUGCUUUCCUCGAAAUUCAAAGUCGCAUGAUCGAGACUACUGGGAAGCUGAAGCAGGUGCAGAACCAGAUGCGCAACAAGGAAGGUGAAAAGAAGCGUGCUUAUCUAACCUCUGAGGAGCUGCGACAGUUGCCUGAUGAUACAAAUGUAUACAAAUCCAUUGGGAGAAUGUUUGUAUUAGAGACCAAGACAACUUUAAUGACUGAACAGGAGAAUAAGAUUAAGGAUAGUGAAGCUUCAAUUACCUCUUUACAGAGCUCAAAAGAAUACCUAGAGAAGCAGAUCGCUGAGGUGGAAAAUAAUUUGAGGGAGCUGUUACAGCAUGAUCCUGGUCUCGCACAUCAAAUCAUGUCUAUGAAUGUGUGAUGUAAAGUUUUGAUUGUUAAAAUUCACUGUUAGUGACAGGUUUUCUUGUGCAUCUGGGCAAAUACAAAAAAUUUAGGACGUGUUUUAGAGGCAUUGUUGUAUGUUUGCAACCGGGUUACCUUAAUUUUUAAGAUUUUUGCCUUGAUAUGAGUCUAAAAAAUCCUAAAUUAUCUGCCUUGUCAUGCUGGUAAUUUCUGUAUAAUUUUAGUCUGCUAUCGCCUUUCUAAUG